Drosophila ficusphila is the source of this 1136-nucleotide messenger RNA. Its product is annotated as serine hydrolase-like protein. NCBI's taxonomy places the organism in Eukaryota, Metazoa, Arthropoda, Insecta, Diptera, Drosophilidae. The transcript has 2 exons. Bases 25 to 969 code for a protein of 314 amino acids. The record is from RefSeq and is a predicted model, not a curated record.
AGUUAUUGGUAUCAUCAUUAAAAUAUGGCCACAUUAUCUCUGCUCGUGUUUGAAGACGUAAACAUCGGAGUGCCCUGGGGUCACAUUUGCGGCAGAUGGUAUGGCAACCGAGUGGAACGACCGAUCCUGGCGAUCCAUGGUUGGAUGGACAACUUGGGUGCAUUCGAACAGCUGAUUCCGCUGCUCCCCGAUUAUUUGGGAGUCCUCUGCAUCGAUUUGCCGGGCCAUGGCAGAUCCUCUCGACUACCAGCGGGAAUGCACUACAGUGUCUACGACUACGUCUUCAUUAUACCAAGAGUGAUGCGGGAGUUCGGCUGGCCGAAGGUCUCCCUGAUGGGUCACUCCUUGGGUGGCGUUAUGAGCUUCAUGUACGCCGCUAUGGCCCCUAAAUCGGUGGACAUGAUCAUAUCCCUCGAUGUACUGCUGCCCAGAAAAAUUGGGGAUCCCGGCAAGCUGGGCCAGGACAUAGAGAAGUGUCUGGAGGAGGAGCAGAGGCAGGCCGAUGGAAACCAGCACGAACCGCACGCCUACACCCUCAACCACCUGCGGCAAGUGCUCGCCAGGAGCAGCAACAACUCGAUUCCCCAGGACAUGGCUCAUCACAUGCUCCGCCGCCAGGUGACCAAAUCGCAGAUGUACCCCGAGAAACUGUUUUUCUCAAGAGACGGACGGGUGAAGUUCUACCAACUAUUCGACAUCGAAGAGGGUCUCGCAGCUGAGAUGGCGAGGCGCAUUCAAAAGAAGCCCUAUCUCAUUAUUAAGGGAGCCCUAUCUCCGUUCGUGGGACCGCGAUGCCAAGAAACGAUAUCUAUUCUAUCAAAAGAUAACCCCAACUUCGAGUUCUAUGACAUCCAGGGCGCGGGCCACCACGUCCACCUCCACGCAGCCAAAGAAUGUGCUCGCUAUAUCGUGCCGUUCAUAAGAGCUCAUAGACCUCCAUCGGCUUGGAAUUAUUGCAGCAAGCUUUAAAACGGAUACUAUUUUAAUUCUAUUAUAUGUUUCUAUUUGUUCAAUUUUUAAAUGUCUGCUGGUCAAAUCGCUUCAUAAAUGUCUUGUUUUAAAAUGUUAAUUACUUUAAGCACAAUAUUGUUUUGUCAAUCACUUGUGUAUUUAAUAAAAUGUAAGAUUUUAAAUCA